AUGGCUUCAAUGCUACCGGAUGGUUGGAACAGUUAUUACGUUGGAAUUGGAAAGGUUGGUGAAGGGGUGUAUGGUACCGUCUACAAGGCUAUCGAUAAGCGUGGAGGAAAUACAGUUUCAGUCAAGAAGGUCCGAAUGACUUCAACGUUUGAGAAUGGCGUACCAUCUGCAUUGAUACGAGAAAUAACAUUGCUUAAAUUACUGCAUCAUCCAAACAUCGUUUCCCUUGAAGACGUAAUAAUGAGCGACGAUCAAAUAUAUCUGGUAUUUGAAUUUGUUAGUGUGAAUCUGAAGUCUUAUAUCAGCAAAAUUCCUGAUAACAAGUGGAUGGAUAAAGCUGAGCAGAAGUCGUAUUUGUACCAGAUCCUCCAAGCUAUCUAUUAUUGCCACCAGAGAAAUAUUCUGCAUUGUGAUUUAAAACCUCAGAAUUUAUUUGUUGACCAGAAAGAUUGCCUUAAACUUGCUGAGUUCCGUUUUUAUGAAGCAGUUAACACGUCAGGAAGAUACUGUACGCAGGAGGUUUGUACUCAGUUUUAUAAAGCUCCGGAAUUACUAUUUGGUUGGACCUGUUACACAUCGGCAGUAGACAUGUGGAGCAUCGGAUGCAUUGCUGCUGAAAUGGCUGUAAAGCAAGCACUGUUUCCUCCGGGUGAUUCGAAUAUUGAUCAAAUUUUUCGCAUUUUUAGAAUUCUGUCGACUCCAUGCGAGGAAACAUUACGAGAAUUUACAAAUAUGCCGAACUGUUCCGAAACAUUUCCUAAGUGGAAGAAUAACCAUCUUGAUGAAAUUCUUAAUCGCUUUAUGGAUGCUAAUGGCAUUAAGAUUGUGCAGAAAAUGCUGACUUAUGAGCCGGCGAAACGAAUUUCUGCGGAAGAGCUUUUGAAAGACCCAUACUUCGCUGAUGUCGAUCGAACAAAGCUUCCAACUAGCGAGUAUUAA
Cercopithifilaria johnstoni is the source of this 939-nucleotide messenger RNA. The record is from the annotation of a GenBank genome assembly. Lineage: Eukaryota; Metazoa; Nematoda; Chromadorea; Rhabditida; Onchocercidae.